Racocetra fulgida is the source of this 1158-nucleotide messenger RNA. The record is from the annotation of a GenBank genome assembly. NCBI's taxonomy places the organism in Eukaryota, Fungi, Glomeromycota, Glomeromycetes, Diversisporales, Gigasporaceae.
AUGGGAGAACUCUCCAAACCCGAUAUUAGUGCACAAUUUACUCAUAAAUUGUUGGAAGAAGCCACUGAUAUAAAUUUGAAGAUAAGAAGAAAAGCCCUUAAUAAAAUUCUUAAAAUUGUGGAUGAUAACAAGCAAAUUGGAUCAAACUUGGGUGAUCUUCCCCGAAUUCUCAAGUUACGUCUUUCUGAUAAUAAUGUGAAUCUACAGAUUAUAUCAUUGGACAUUUGUGGUAAAAUUGCAACUGCCAUGGGAGACCCCUUCAAAAAAUACGCAACAACGUUCAUUGAUUCAGUUAUUGAAAUUUUGAAAAAUAAAAAAAAUUCCAUUGUCCACAAACAUGCUAUUGAUUGUUUAAAUUGUUUUGCUUCUGCUAUUGGAAUUUCUUCUGUUGAGAAAAUUUUAAUUACUAGACAUGAUCUAUUGCAAAAGGAUUUACAAGUUUGGCUCUCUAAUCGACUCAAAGAUGCAGAUAAAAAAAAUAAAUUGUUCAAGUUACAAGAACAUAAGGAAGACACAAGAGUAACUGACCAUGAUUUUAAGUUAAAGGAGUACAGAGGUCGUAAAGGCACUGUAAAACAAAGAAAUGAUGCAGUUUGUUUGUCAUAUAAUACCAAGCCUCUGUCUAAAGAAAAAGAUAUCAAAGAGUUGGGUCAAAAAUCAAAUUUCAAAGAUAAAAAAAAUCGUGAACUAUCAAUAUUACCUAAACCAAUUGGAUCUCUUGCAAUGCAUCCUGACAAGAAGAAGAAAUCUAUAAAUAUAGAAUAUUCUAUUCCUAACAAUAAGAGACCAACGACGGCAAAUUCUUCUGGAAUAUCACCAACCAACCAAGGUACUUCUGGACGUGACUCAUUAUCCUUGGUGAAGAAUAAUAUAAAAUCUGGUAAACUUCGUCCCAAUAAAUUGUUGAGAGAUCUCAAUAAUUUUUUACUUACUACACCACCUUCUGAAUGGGAACAUAAAGUCAAAGAAAGAAUGCCAUUGGGCGAAGUGCCUUUUAAUAUCAUACAAAUUUUAUUAAAAAAAUUAAUUGAAGAACUUGGCGAAAAUGUAUAUGACCAUUUAGAUCUCAUUCCUGAUUCUCAAAGAAGUAAUGUAUACUUAUAUAUGAAAACGGAAGUGUGCAAAGGGAAAAAAAACAAACAACUAAUAACAAUGUAA